Messenger RNA from Seminavis robusta, 1133 nucleotides. Lineage: Eukaryota; Bacillariophyta; Bacillariophyceae; Naviculales; Naviculaceae. The record is from the annotation of a GenBank genome assembly.
GGAAUUGCUCCAAUGGUUAAGAGCGAAUGGUUGUCCAUGGAAUGAAGGUACAUGUGCAUUGGCGGCUGAAAAUGGCCACUUCAAAAUUUUAAAGUGGGCUCGUGAAAACGGUUGUCCAUGGGAUGAAGGUACAUGUGCAAUGGCAGCUGGAGGUGGACAUUUGGAAGUAUUGAAAUUUGCGCACGAAAAUGGCUGUCCAUGGGAUGGGUCAGUGUGCUGCCAUGCUGCUGAAGGUGGUCAUUUGGAGUUGUUGAAAUGGGCAAGAGAAAAGGGAUGCCCAUGGGAUGUUUGGACAUGUUCGUAUGCUGCUAAAAAUGGCCAUUUGGAAGUUGUAAAGUGGGCUCAUGAAAAUGGUUGUCCAUUGGAUCAAUCAACAUGUCAACAUGCUGCUGAGAAUGGACAUUUGGAAUUGCUCCAAUGGUUAAGAGAAACUGGUUGUCAAUGGGAUGCGCGGACAUGUGCCCGUGCUGCUGAAAAUGGACAUUUGGAAAUUUUAAAGUGGGCUCGUGCAAAUGGGUGUCCAUGGGAUCCAGUACCAUUUUCAACUACCAGAUGCAACAAUAGUGUAGUGAUCCAGUGGCUACGUGACAAUGGCUGCGUUGUGUGGAUUGACGGACACUGUGCAUACUAAUGGAUCAACAUCAUUAUGUUGAUAAAAGGUCAAGACUUCCUGGCUAUAUGCAAAGAUCCCUACUACAAAGUUAGGCGCCGAUAGACCGAAUGAGAAUUUGGGUGUUUCUAGUGGGGACAUGCGAGCCAUGUCAAAAACACUUCAGUUAUGUUCUGGAAAGCUGAGUCGAGUCGAUUCCUUCAAUCAGGAUUUGUCUACCUGGAUGUGAGUCCGCAUGUUUCAUGCAUGGAGCCAUCGCAUUUGGCCAGAACAUUGCCAGCUCUCAACAUGAUCAAAAUCAAGUGUACGGGAUGGCGCCUGUUCAUGUGGGAUCCGCAGCAGCAGCCCGGGGGUGUCCCGCUGUACAUGCACGUUGCCUUAUCAUGCGGUAGCCGGAAGAUGAACCGGAGUUCCGCAGCUGAGCAGCCGAUCGUUCAGUCGACUUGACAUCGCAAUGAUAAAUAAAUGAAUACACCUUAUUGAAUAAUCUAUCAGAAAAUCGCUAUUAGUCUGGGUUCACAAA